GAGAGGAUGUGUUUGCAAUGGGACACACUCACCACUUGAUUUCCAUCUAUCACACAAGGCGAGAAAAAAAAAUACACAGCUCCUGGUUUCCAGCACCUGGGAAAGCAUCUGUAACCAUGUAAAUUCCUGCUGGAGGUUACUAUGGAUCAGUGAUUUUUUUUCUGAAAGAAGAGAGGGGAAUAAUCAUCAGGAGAAGGGAGAUCUUGAGAAAACGUCAGUCACUGAAGGCAACUUACUAUGUGUGGGCAUCUAAUCUAAAUCCUGCCAGUGGAAUCAGACAACCAUUUAAUUAAGCAGAUGAUCUUGUAUAGGAGCUGAAGCUACAUCCUUGUCUAGGGGGGGAACAAGAGCAAAUCCCACAUCCCCAUUUUCUCUGGAGCUUUACAUUUCAGCACUGAAUGCAGGGACAGCGUCCUGACGGUGCCUUUGAUGUGUGGAAUGAUUCUUAAAUGAGUUUUCAGUUCUCUCUGACGAUCAUGCUUUAUUUCCAGAUGGUGAUUAUGGCAGGGACUGUAAUGCUCGCAUACUACUUCGAAUACACGGACACGUUCACUGUGAAUGUCCAAGGUUUUUUUUGCUUCGAUAGUUCCUACACAAAGCCCUACCCAGGACCCGAUGAGAGCAGCGACAUCCCACCAGUCUUACUCUUCUCCUUGGUCACAGGUGUACCUGUACUUGUGAUAAUCGUUGGAGAAACAGUAGUGUUUUGCCUUCAGGUAGCAACCAGAGAUUUUGAGAACCAGGAAAAAACUCUUUUAACCGGAGACUGUUGCUAUAUUAAUCCACUGGUACGCAGAACUGUCAGAUUUCUUGGGAUUUAUACUUUUGGACUAUUUGCCACAGAUAUAUUUGUAAAUGCGGGACAGGUUGUGACGGGGAACUUGGCUCCACAUUUUCUUACAGUUUGUAAACCCAACUACACAGCACUUGGCUGUCACCAGUUUACCCAGUUCAUCACUGAUGUCCAUGCUUGCACAGGAAACCCAGACCUUGUGAUCAAAGCCAGAAGAACAUUUCCAUCCAAAGAAGCAGCUCUCAGCGUUUAUGGAGCUAUGUACUUGGCUAUGUAUAUUACCAGCACUAUCAAAACCAAAGGGACUCGACUUGCCAAACCUGUCCUGUGCUUGGGUUUAAUGUGCCUGGCUUUUCUUACUGGAAUAAACAGGGUGGCAGAAUAUCGAAAUCACUGGUCAGACGUCAUAGCAGGGUUCCUUAUUGGCAUAUCUAUAGCUGUUUUUCUGGUUGUUUGUGUGGUUAACAAUUUUAAGGGACGGCAAACAGAGCAAGAAAAAUCUCCGAUAGAGAAUUUGGCACAGAUGCCAAUGAUCAGCAUUCCUCGUGUAGAAAGCCCAUUGGAGAAGAACCACAUCACCGCCUUUGCAGAGGUCACAUGAUGUCGAAAACAAUGCUUUCUCUCUGCACUGGACAUCCUCCCUGUUCACAGUCCACCCAUCUGAACCAAGAUGUAUUUGAUAAGAGCUGGAAGUGCGAGUUACAGUUUUCUGGUCUAUUUAAUGAUUUUUACGGUAUCAAAAAUAGUGUCCACACCUGACAGUUGUUUUGUAAUUAUACCUUGUUUUCCUUACUUUUUUGAGAAUACCAUUGAAGAUGUGUAGAAAUACGAUAAAAUACGUACACUAGUUAGUAUGUACAAUCCCCACAACUGUUGAUCCUUAGAGCUUUUUACUGAUCCAUGUACAGUACCUAAUAAAAUCAAACAUUUUCCGUUUCUAAACUCAUUGUACAGGUUUAUUUCAGCUAUUAUAGCAUGAGAUAAUCCCCAUUCAGGAAAAUUCUGUAUAUAUAAAUAAAAAACUUAUUUAUGUUCUGUGCUAAAUACUGUUUGCACAUGGUAUUUUGCUAAAUAUUUCACUAUAUGAUUUUUACUUUAUGUUAUUUCAAGACUGGUGCUUAUGUUUCGAAGGGAAAAUGCAAAUUUUUACUGUAAUAAUUAAUGUAUCAUAAUUAAAAAUUUAUUUAUUUGGAA
This is a messenger RNA of Spea bombifrons (plains spadefoot toad), 1987 nucleotides long. It is a transcript of the gene PLPPR5, whose product is annotated as phospholipid phosphatase related 5. NCBI's taxonomy places the organism in Eukaryota, Metazoa, Chordata, Amphibia, Anura, Pelobatidae. Gene Ontology annotation, biological process: signal transduction; phospholipid dephosphorylation; phospholipid metabolic process. Gene Ontology annotation, molecular function: phosphatidate phosphatase activity. The record is from RefSeq and is a predicted model, not a curated record. Bases 450 to 1394 code for a protein of 314 amino acids. The transcript has 6 exons.